Rhineura floridana is the source of this 5090-nucleotide messenger RNA. It is a transcript of the gene UGCG, whose product is annotated as UDP-glucose ceramide glucosyltransferase. The transcript has 9 exons. The record is from RefSeq and is a predicted model, not a curated record. Gene Ontology annotation, cellular component: membrane. Lineage: Eukaryota; Metazoa; Chordata; Lepidosauria; Squamata; Rhineuridae. Gene Ontology annotation, molecular function: ceramide glucosyltransferase activity. Gene Ontology annotation, biological process: glucosylceramide biosynthetic process. Bases 580 to 1764 code for a protein of 394 amino acids.
CAACGGGGGUGGGGCUUACCGGAGGAGGAGGAUGUCGUCGUCAGCGUUUAGGAAGAAAAUCUAAACCGAGAGAGAGAGAUAGAAAAGGGGCGGGACAGAGGCGAAGGAGAUGUGAUUAGAGCGGGUGACAGUAACGGGGAGGAGCUUUAGGGGCUUGUCAGCGCGAGGGAAGUCCGUUUGGUUCAGCAGUGAGUAGAGCCGCUGUGUGCGCGAGCAAGUGGCCGCAGCGGCGGCAGCAGGAGGAAUAGUAGCAAGCGGCAUUAGAGUGCGAGCAAGCCGAAGGGAGGGAAGACGUCGCUGCUGUCAGAGGAGGAGCUGCCUGGCCGACGAAGAAGUAGCCACCGCUGCCGAAGGAAGAGGGGGAAAGGGAAAUAAAAAAAGAAAAAGGCGGGUGGGCGUCUGUCUGAGGGGGUACGUGAGGGCAGCCGGCGAGUGGGAGGGGCUACGCUCUAUAGUCUCCGUCGCCGCCGCUGCUAGUGCUGCUGCUCCUGUGAGGACUGACUCUCCCCCUCCCUCUGCUUCCCCAUCCUCCUCUUCCUCCGCCCACUCCUCCUCUCCUUUCCCUGUGGCCAGGCGGGGAUGGCGGUGCUGGAUUUGGCCCUGGAGGGACUCGCCAUCUUCGGGCUUGCUCUCUUCCUGGUGCUGUGGCUCAUGCACUUCAUGUCCAUCAUCUACACGCACUUACACCUUAACAAGAAAGCAACAGACAAACAGCCAUAUAGUAAGCUUCCAGGUGUUUCACUUCUGAAGCCUUUAAAGGGUGUUGAUCCAAACCUCAUCAACAACUUGGAAACCUUCUUUGAAUUGGAUUAUCCCAAAUAUGAAGUGCUUCUUUGUGUACAAGAUCAUGAUGAUCCUGCCAUUGAUGUGUGUAAAAAGCUCCUUGGCAAAUAUCCCAAUAUUGAUGCAAGACUAUUUAUAGGUGGCAAAAAGGUUGGGAUCAAUCCAAAGAUCAACAAUUUAAUGCCAGCAUAUGAAGUUGCCAAGUAUGACCUCAUAUGGAUCUGUGAUAGUGGCAUUAGAGUAAUGCCAGAUACAUUAACUGAUAUGGCCAAUCAAAUGACAGAAAAAGUUGGGCUGGUCCAUGGCCUGCCCUAUGUUGCAGAUAGGCAGGGCUUUGCUGCCACUCUAGAACAGGUAUAUUUUGGCACUUCCCAUCCAAGAACAUAUAUUUCUGCCCAUGUAACUGGUUUCAAAUGUGUAACAGGAAUGUCUUGCUUGAUGAGAAAAGAUGUCUUGGACCAAGCUGGAGGACUUAUAGCUUUCGCACAGUACAUUGCUGAGGAUUAUUUUAUGGCCAAAGCAAUAGCUGACAGAGGCUGGAAAUUUGCAAUGGCCACACAAGUUGCAAUGCAAAACUCUGGUUCCUAUUCAAUUUCCCAGUUUCAGUCCAGAAUGAUCAGAUGGGCCAAGCUACGGAUCAACAUGCUUCCAGGCACAAUAAUCUGUGAGCCAAUCUCAGAGUGCUUUGUUGCAAGUUUAAUUAUUGGAUGGGCAGUUCACCAUGUGUUCAGAUGGGAUAUAAUGGUGUUUUUUAUGUGUCACUGUUUGGCAUGGUUUAUAUUUGACUACAUUCAACUCAGGGGUGUCCAGGGUGGUGCUCUGUGUUUCUCAAAACUGGACUAUGCGGUAGCAUGGUUCAUCAGAGAGUCUAUGACGAUAUAUAUUUUCCUUUCGGCCUUGUGGGAUCCUACUAUUAGCUGGAGGACAGGACGCUACAGAUUACGCUGUGGAGGCACUGCAGAGGAGAUUCUUGAUGUAUAGCCACAGCUUUGUGACUGUGUAUUUCAAGAAAUGAAAAAAAAGGAGAAAAAAGAAAGUAUUAUAAAUUAUGUUUAUAUAAAAUGCUUUUAAAAAUCUACCUUCAAUGGUUUUAUUACCUGUAUGUUUUCAUAUCUGUUCUUUAAUUUAUUUUGCAUGGCACUUGCAUCUGUGAAAAAGUACAUCUGUAGCCUUGGCCAAAUAGUACCUUGUUUUUAUGUACAAAAUCAAAUAAGAGAAUUGGUUCCAGGAUUCAUUUUUCUUAGGAAUAUUCUGCAGCAAGUUCUAAAGACAGUAUCUUUCAGUAUAGUCAAAGCUACUCUCUGUUAAUCAAAGGACAUAAUCCACUGGGAAUAAGUUCUACACAGGUCCACUGGUAAUGAAUAGGUGUUGUGCAAGAGCACAGCUAUGAAUGUGUCUCAAAUGGCCUCUCCGGUCAUUGGAUUGCAUCCGUUGAAAGGCUAACAUUUUUAUACAAGUGCAGUUAGCUUUGGAAAGCACAAGUGGCAGGGCACAAGGAGAGAAGCCUUUUAGAUGAUCUAUGCCUACCUCUUGUAGUUGCUGCGGAGCAAAUAGGUAACUAGGCCUUACAAGUUAAAGCUGGAAAUUUGUAUGUGCGUGUGUGUGUGUGUAUAUAGAUAUAUAUAUUAAACAUUUUGGCCUCUCUGCAAUGCGCCAAAAGAGGACAGAGUUUGAUGUAGUGGGUGGGAAGAAUUAAUGGUUAGCUAUACCUAGAGGGCAUCUUUUGAUCAACUCUAAUUGGUUCUGUCUUGAACCAUUUUUAAUCACUGUGCUGUAAUUAGCCUAGCUAAUCUUCUCCUUCAUUCCCAUCUUGACUUUUUUUAAAAGGGUGUUCUUUGUUUCUGUGUGAAUGAAUGUUUGAUAGUUACAGGGAGAGGAGAAAUGCAUUUCAGGAACAUUUCACAUACGAGCUGUUUUCUUACACACUAUGUCUUCUUAAGAAUGAAACUUCAUGAUGCAGGUAUUUAGUAUCUUUUUUAAGUGGGCAUAGGUCUCUCUCAACAUUUGUCAUCCUUAAAUAUCAAAUCGCAAUAGAUUCUUGUCAGUAUAUUUAAACGCAAGACGAGUUUGCUGUUAUUGAUAUGAAACUAAGUUUUAAUUAUCAACUAGGUCUACUCUAGGCUUUUUUCCUCCAGUUAAUCUGGUCUUUCAAUUGGGUUUUUGUAUUCAAGUUGUAACAACUGAAAAGACUAGAUUAUAACCAAGUUGUAAAUGCAUGCUGUCGUCUUUCCUUGUUUCUUCCUAUUAGCUUGUUUUUCACUGUGGGGUUGCUCUUAAUGUGGUGAACUGGACUUGUAUACAACUAACUCUGAUCACAAAGCAAAACUGAGAGGGGCACAACAUAAGCCUUUUUUCUUUUUAUUAUUGUAUUUAAAUUGCUUUUUCUUCCAAAUGGGCAUGGCAUACUGUCACCAUAAAAGUUUAUAGCUAAGUGUAUUGCCAAUAUGGCAACUUUAAAACCUAAGUUAUGAUGCUUCUGUGACAAAGAGCAUAAACUGUAGCAUAUUAGCAAUAACUUUGACUAUUUAUAGAAAGACAUUUUUCCAGUUUACUGAGCCAGUCCAUUUAAUUGUCUUGUAUACACACACUGUAGUAUAAUAGUGUGCGUGUGUGUAGACAUAUCCUAUGAAACAUUCCCUUGACCAAAAUGUUUUAUCCUACAUUCUCUUUAUUUGCCUUAUGACAUUACAGAAUAUGUUUUGAAGGGCAUCUAAUUCCAUGAACAGAGGCGUUUAAUGUGUGUUCCAUUCUUUACAUGUGAAUCAGGAAGAACUUCCUGAGGAAGGCUGCAAACUGUAAACUAGUCUGGUUAUGACCCACUCAAGUUGUGUAUUUAUCAUUUUCAUUGUUAUCACUGUUAUCAUGCUUAAUUUUGCUUAUAAUGUUUGUUUUAUGAAGUUUGGUUGAUGCCAUCCAUUGCACUGCUAAACUGAAGCUAAGCUGGUCUAGCUUCAUGCUGAUCACCAUGUGGGCAGUGUAACAGAAAAACCAAAAAAGGCCGGACAGACUUCCCUCUCUUUGUUUGUAUGUGUGUGCACGCGUGUGUGUGCACGCGUGUGUGUGCACGCGUGUGUGUGCACGCGUGUGUGUGCACGCGUGUGUGUGCACGCGUGUGUGUGCACGCGUGUGUGUGCACGUUGUCACAUGAAGAAUUCUGUUAGAUAAGAGUGUGUGUGUGUUUGCAUUAGUAAAACCUUUAUAAUUAAGGAAACUGAUGCUUCACUUAAAUGAACAAUUUGAUUUCUCGUAUAAGAAAUCUGGGUUGAUUAUGAAAUGAAAAUACUUUGAAAAUAUUGUAGUAUGGCACUGUGACAGAACAGAGCAAAGGUUCACAAUGGCUAAUUUAAACUGUCAACUUGUUAAGAAUUCCAUGUUUAUUUAAAAUCAUUGUCUUGUUUUUGUUUGAAAAUAAAUUUUGAAUACAAUCAAAUGUUUUGAGAAAGUAAAUCUAUUUACUGCUUUUCUCUCCAUUACAUCCCUUUAAACACUUUUCAUAUGCAAAAUGUGUGUGACUUUCACUAGAAAACCAAGUCAUGGUUUCUCCUCCAUCUUUUAUCAUUGUUCUCACUACUGUUAAACUGCACUCCGGAUAAUUACAACAUCUGAUCUAAAUAGGGUUUGCAUAUAUACAUAUAUAAGGAGAUUGUCGCUAAAACUUCAAAAUUCUCCUAAUGCCCAACAAGCUGGAAAUUUAUAAAUAUUUUACUACAAGUGUCUUGAACUCUGGGACGUUUCACUGAAUUACAGCCCUUUUCCAUCUCAACUGCAGAGUAGCUUUGCUACAGAAACAUAUAUUGUGCGUCUACCAUACUAACACAUGAUACCUUGUCUAAUAGAUGUAUUCCAAUUUGCACACUUCAAAUUAUUUAAUUAAAUUUAUUUAAAUAUAUAUCUGCAUUAACUUGGGACUAAUACUGGAUAAUUUUCAUGAUUGUACCUUUUAAAACUGCUUUUCUGUAUACUGUUCUAAUUCUGUGCCCUUCCAUAUUUUGGCAUUUAUCUAAGUCCUGAUUUAGGCAUCAACUGAAGUUGCACAAUAAAUGAGGUAGUAUUUAAAGGAGCCAACAGCUGUUUUAUUAUCUUUAAAAGUGCAUGAUGCACCAAUAAAGGCUGAAUAAAAUAUCUGUAAAAGGGGGACAUGGUUUGAAGAGGGUGUAAAACAUUCUGCUAUUAAGAUUUGCCACAAAGAAAAGAGUGUAAGCCUGCUGGCAGGGUCUUAUAGUUAAAUUUUGUUAAAUCUUCAUUGUAUAGCACCUAGAAACCUGUUAGGUAAUUUCUAAAUAAAGUCUGAUGACACCUUGCCUAAA